ACUAUUUUUUAAUUUUGUUUCUCUUUCUAUAAGUCUAUUCUUUGCAACUGGGCAUGCCGAGGUUGUUUCUGUGGUAUUUACUUGGCCAGGACAGAUUGUGUGAUUUGAAAGAGAAAAGAGAAAUCGUGGCAAUGGCGCGUAACUGAUGGAGUUUCUGAUAUUUCUCAUGCAGAUAGGUCAGCAGGCUUAAAGCCCAGAUCCGGGGUGGCCGUGUUUAGACGCCGGGAAAAACAUCAGACGACGCCUAAAUGGUGCCUUGGCAGAGAAGAUCAUCAUCUCUUGCGGCUCUUCUCCUCUGCUGGUCAUGCAGUAGUUUAACCCAAAGACCCUUUGGUCUAGAUCCUCAACGAGUGGGUUAUAUAUCCGCAUGCGUAAACAUACCCCGUAUUUACUGCAAUGUUGCCAGGAUAACACGAUAAAUACGCUGCUUUCAUAUGCGGAGUCUACCGUGGAAUAACACCAUUCAUCCAUCUCGGAGGCUAAAUCUGAGUGAAUGUCCUGGCUUGGACCUAAUUUGAUAAGAUUGGUACCGUUGCAUUCCACUUUCAAGACUAGAAGGUGAUUAGUUUUUCGAUACUAAGAAAAAGAAGACGCAAAAAAAUGGGAAUUGAUCACGAUAGGCAUUUGCUGAUCAGUGCUAGAUAGACUCGACUACCUUAUUGAGUCAAAUAUCAUCUUAUUUCCCCCCCGCACCACGUGCUCGUGACAUGAAAAAAGAAGCUCGGGAGGAAGGUGCGGCUAGUUGCUGCUGGUGCAGGUGCAAGCGGGUGCAAGUGCGGGCAGGUCCCUUCUUGGGUUGGGCAGCCGCCGACAGAUACCUACAAUAUUGCCUACAGUCAACAAAAGCAAACAAAUCACUUCAUUAACAGUCUCUGUUUUUAAUCUCGCAACCUCUCCUUUGAUCCUUGAUCUGAUUUCUUUAGAGUUCUUUAUCGCAGGCUCUUCCUGGCGAGUUCGAGUCUCACGACCGCGACUCAUCUCGGACAUUUCAUCUCAUUUCAUUUCAUCUUCAUCUUGUCCUUCAUUUGACCUAAAACAACGCCACGCUAAAGUAGUCGGUCCGGCUCUUGUAUCAUCAGGCUUCGCUCGCUCGCUUCCUCUCGACCGUUACGAUCUCAUGCCUCCCGUAUCUGAAUUCGAUAAACUAUAAAGGCUCGACUCGACGCCCUCACGGGACCCUCUGCGACUACUGCACUUACUCCUCCAGGGUCCCACGUCGAGAUCUUAGGCCCCGCCACUCCACUUCGGUAUUCUCGUCCCACUACAGGUCGCAACUUUGCGCUGGUAUUGGAUUGGAUUAGCAUUUAUUUACCUACGCCCGACUCGACCCAAAGCAACAACAAAAACAGGCCUAGCCCGUGAUACGAAAACUUCCUCCAAAUUGUUCUUCACUCUCCUCCACUACGUCUCGAUUAACGAGAGAUCAUGAAAGGCGUCGAGCCGGAUCUUGCCCAGCGCCUUAAGAGAUUGAGACGCGUCAAUAGCUCUGUGUCUUGACCACCGACCAAGCUUUUACACCCAAUUUACUUUUUCCAGCCAUGUCUUAUCAAGCGGCUGUUACUACCGAGGCUCAGGGCGGCACAAUUCCACUGCGACAUCCCGAUACCACGACUGAUCGACCGCCUCCUCCCCCGGUGCCCUCUUCCGAUCCUCAUUUGAUCGCCGACGACCCCUCCGCACCGAAAACCUCUGCCGAUCAUGGCCUCUUCGAGAUGUCACCAGCAGAAGCACUCGCUCUGCUGAGCGCUGGCGUCGAGCUUCUUGUCAGGAUAACGGGCGAUGUACCUCCGACACCACCGCCAAAAUCUCCUACCGUGCCGCACAUGAGUGGCAUGCAAGCCGAGAAGGAGAAUAUUGUGCGAUCAUACUCUGAUAAGAAUCUGGCGAAAUUGAGGAAACAGGCUGAGCUUGAGGCUAAGAGAUUGGCUGCCAAAGAUAAGCCUGAGCCUGUGCAUGACAAUCAACCAGAGUCGGGGGAUAUUGAUGGUGUGCGACUGAAGCCUCACCCAGGUCUCAUGUCGCCGCCACCUCAAUCAGAGCCUUAUGUUGUCGUGGGAGCCGAUUCUCAGCCUGUCAAUUUGCAACACAGCGCUAUAACACGCAAAUUCUACAGCAAGAAUGAGCCUCCGAUCACUAUCAACCAAUAUCUUCAGCGACUGCACCAAUUCUGUCCCAUGAGUACCGCAGUAUACCUCGCGACAUCACUGUAUAUACACCGGUUAGCCGUUGAGGAGCGAGCUAUCCCUGUCACCCGGCGCAACGCACAUCGUUUAGUCCUGGCUGGUCUUAGAGUUGCCAUGAAAGCUCUUGAAGAUCUAUCUUAUCCCCAUGCCAAGAUGGCUAAGGUGGGUGGCGUCAGUGAAGCAGAACUGGCCAGGUUGGAGAUAAGCUUCUGUUUCCUGGUUGGAUUCGAACUAGUUGUUGGUGAGACUCGACUACGGAAACACUACGAGCGAUUGAGAGAUCGCACAUCGCAUCACGGCUUCGAUAAUGCUGAUGUUCCUAUAUUGAACCUCAAGCCUCGGCCACGCGGCGGAGUUCAGCCAGCAGCAUAGACAGCUGGCUCACCUACUUACCCUACUCACCUAUAUUUCACACAUCAUGGUUUGGGACAUUUGAGAGCACGGAAUCUGCAUGUCAUUUUGUUUUUAUUUUUGGGGCGCCGUACUUUAUGGUGUUUAGCACGAGCAUUGUACAUGGCUUUUUACCUUGCACAUAGUCUAGGCGUGGCAUUAUGGGAUGAGAGGCAUAUAUGUUGGAGUGCAUCAUGAAUUUAUAUCCAGACUUUUCAGCAUAUUCCCGUCCAUCGCUUCCAUCAUUCCCACGUGUUCUUGCGAUGUGGCU
Messenger RNA from Fusarium odoratissimum NRRL 54006, 2844 nucleotides. RefSeq lists its product as uncharacterized. Lineage: Eukaryota; Fungi; Ascomycota; Sordariomycetes; Hypocreales; Nectriaceae. The record is from RefSeq and is a predicted model, not a curated record. Gene Ontology annotation, molecular function: protein kinase binding; cyclin-dependent protein serine/threonine kinase regulator activity. The transcript has 2 exons. The coding region runs from base 1539 to 2555 and encodes 338 amino acids. Gene Ontology annotation, biological process: regulation of cyclin-dependent protein serine/threonine kinase activity. Gene Ontology annotation, cellular component: nucleus; cyclin-dependent protein kinase holoenzyme complex.